GGACAAAGCGCGUCUCCGUCAUAUCAGCUUUCCGCCCACCAAGCUACGCUGCGGCCGUGUCACCGCCUCUCCGAAGCCUCUGUUCCUGUUGGCAGGAUUGUUUUUUCCUCAGGCCUGGAGCGGAGGACGCCAUCAUCCUGCUCACUGCGCACUGAGCCCAACCACCGAGUCAGGCCUAUUAAUUCUCACCGUCUUUCCAUCGACGUUCAAUGGCCACACAACACCCCAGUCGCCCGUCCAACCACUCAAAAAGGUCGCUGCCGGCCCUUGCGCGGCCCUCCAAGUCUACCCCUCUAUCAAAACGUACAAACUCUCACGGUGCCAGCAAGGGCGGGCAAAAGGCCACGCACCCUAAGGAGGAGGACUUUGAGGACGAGGAAGUGAUGGCAACGAGCUUCCUGCAGUACUGCACGACCUGUGAGAAGCAGAUAAUUGUACCCAACAAUUCGGUACUAUACUGCUCGGAAAGCUGUCGAACUAAGGACAACGAGAAGGCCAUAUCAUGCUCCAUCGACCCCUCCCCGCCGUCAACCCCCUUUGCCAAUUUUUCAUUCGAAGAUUUCCACUUUCGAGACAUUGUACCUCCUCGCUCGCCCACCGCACCGCGCUCCCAACGGUCAUCAUGCGCCUUCUCAGAACUGUCAUCAGACGAUAACGCUGCUUCAGGCGAUGAGAAGCUAAGGGGGUCGGAGGCAUCGAAAUACCUCCGCCAGUUUCAAUCUGCCACUGCUAUGGCUGAAACUACCAUGGGACCGAGCCGGCCUCGAUACAACCGUGCCUCAACCUCCCAAGCCACCUUCAGCGCUGCCCCCUCCCUUUCUCACACACCCGCUUCCUCCAUCAGCUUCUCGCUCCCAUAUACACCAUCCACACGGCCACUACCUCCUAGGACCAACCCACAUAGUUCUUCGUACGGCUCUCGGUCUAUAAAUCUUGUCACACCUUUAUCACACCCCGCCACUGCACCGUCAAGCCCACCACAAUACUCACUGAAGAGCGCACCCAUAUCGCGGACGUCGAUAAGUUCUGUGGAGGGCGAGAUUCGGUAUGAAAAGAAAAGUCCCAUUCCUUCCGUGUCACCAGCCAACGGCAGUCUGAAACGGCUCUUUUCGUCUACGCCACGCUGGUCCUAAAUUUUCUUCCACGUAGACCUGUUUUCUACUCCAUGGGAGGCCUAAUCUAUCCGAGU
Molecule: messenger RNA, 1189 nt
Organism: Lindgomyces ingoldianus
Lineage: Eukaryota; Fungi; Ascomycota; Dothideomycetes; Pleosporales; Lindgomycetaceae
Exons: 3
Coding region: 210-1133 (307 amino acids)
Source: RefSeq, a predicted model, not a curated record